Molecule: messenger RNA, 726 nt
Organism: Annulohypoxylon maeteangense
Lineage: Eukaryota; Fungi; Ascomycota; Sordariomycetes; Xylariales; Hypoxylaceae
Exons: 3
Coding region: 1-726 (241 amino acids)
Molecular function (GO): metal ion binding
Source: RefSeq, a predicted model, not a curated record
AUGUCUUCCGAUAUGGUAAACAAGGGAAUGGCCCAGGUAUUCACUGGGCUGGGAAUUUUACUCGGCGUUGGCCGAAUUUCUAGCACCACCCAUGAGGAGAUUAUGGCACUCCUCAAUGCUGACCAAGGCUCCAACACGGGUAGCAGCAUGGGAUUUAGCACGGCGCCUAACUCUACUAUUCACGGCCAAGUAAAGCGGGUGGAGAUGGGAGAGAUUCCCGCUGGAUUUCCCCGUCCUGGAAAGGAGACUCCGGUCUCCGUUCAAUCCCAGGAUCUCCUCGAAUUUCCGGACGAGCCAGUGAAGCCUGCGCAGACCCUCCGUGCUCAACCUACCCAAAGUGCUCCUUCUAAGGAGACUAAGCUUAUCUGCCCUUGGUGGUUUACUGAGGGUUACUCCUGCCGGGAGCAUGACGAGGGCAAAUGCCCUUUUUAUCAUGAUAACAUUGUCGGGGGUGUUAAGCACCCAUUGAUCUGCCACUUCUGGGCUGAUGGGGGCAGAUGCACAAAGAGCGACAAUGAUUGUCGCUUCGCUCACUACCCAGCACCCCAUCGAAUUCGUGCUCCGAUGCCCUCAAAGAGGGGGUCUAAGAAGCUUCGUUCUUCCGCCACCGAUGAUGCGAGUCAGGUCGACCUAAUGAAGACCUCACAUAACGACUCGCAAGAUGAGGAGGAGGACGACGAGUACUGGCACAACCGAGGCCGUGCUCGUCCCGGUCAGGAGUGGUAG